AUGGCGACAGCAGUGCAAAAUGGCCAAGCGACCACUGCAGAGAUGGUUACAGCUGAACAUUUAGCAGAAGGAAGGCUUUAUCCUCCCCUGAGUUCCAUCAGAGACGUGUCCUUCAAAUUUGCUGUCAAAAUUAUAGAUUACGCCUACAGAAACAACAUGGCUUCCUGGUACCCCGAGCCAGAGGAUAAGGAGACUCUUGUCCACUCCCUCAUUUACAGCCCUGAUUACGACUCAUUUACCAUGGACGGCUACCACUGGCCCUCUCAGGCUAUGGAGAUCCAAGAUGUAUAACUGUAUGCAAGCCUUCCUUUUGUAUUCUUUCUCUUCAUUGUGAAGGUGCAGUGUAAUAAUGUUGGUGUCUAUCAGUGGUUUCUCCACCGCUAUAUUUCUGCUGCUGGAAAAUGCCCAAAACUCCGAGAGCUUGGCAUGUGUACAACUUAAUGGAGAUCCACAAGCACCAGCUCAGAUUCGGGGAGAUUAGUCGCCCGGUGACAAAUCUCC
Messenger RNA from Xenopus laevis (African clawed frog), 501 nucleotides. RefSeq names its product NADP-dependent malic enzyme, mitochondrial-like. The record is from RefSeq and is a predicted model, not a curated record. Lineage: Eukaryota; Metazoa; Chordata; Amphibia; Anura; Pipidae. The transcript has 3 exons. The coding region runs from base 1 to 291 and encodes 96 amino acids.